AUGUCAAAGAACAGGCAACUCACUGCUGACUUCAUAUCUGACCAGUUCUUGACAUUAUUUAAAGCAAACCCAAAUUGGAGUGCAAAAGAUAUCCAAGAUGCAGUGAAAGAGAAGUACAAGGUUAUCAUUACAAAAUGGUUGGCCUAUAAGGCUAAAUGCAAAGCUUCUGGGAAACUGCAUGGGUCAAUGAAAGAACAUUACAGUAAACUGGGAUCAUAUUUGGAAGCCCUUAAGGAAGCAAAUCCUGAGUCAACUUUUGAACUUGUAACUGUCCCACCAGAAUACUAUGAUAUGCAAAGUGAUGCAGAAGUCUUCUUUAGGCUCUUUAUUUGUUUUGAUGCUUUGAAGAAAGGAGGUAUGCUACUGGUUGCAGUGGGUAGGGAUGCAAAUAAUCAAAUGUAUCCAGUUGCAUGGGCUGUGGUAGAGGGUGAGAACAAUGACAGUUGGACAUGGUUCAUGACUGAAUUGAAGAAGUGUUUAGAAGUACUUGAAGAAGGGAAGGGAUGGACACUUGUUUCUGACCAACAAAAGGGUUUACUAAAUGCUGUUGCUUUGGUUUGGGCCAAUGCUGAGCAUAGGAACUGUGCUAGGCACAUCUAUGCAAAUUGGCAUAAGAAAUUCAAGGGUGAUGACUUAAAGGAAUUGUUUUGGAGAGCUGCUAGAUCCUACAACAUACCUGAUUACAAGAUGGCAAUUGCUGAUAUGAAGGAACUGGAUGAAGAAGCAACACAAGCAUUCAUGAGUCAAAACCCUAAAUGUUUUUGCAGAUGUUAUGUUAGUACUGAAGUCAAGUCAGAUAUUAUUGUGAACAACAUGGCAGAGACCUUCAAUGGUUAUAUUCUACAGACUAGAUCAAAGCACAUCAUCAAUAUGUUAGAGGAUAUAAGGGUUGCAAUCAUGAGCAGGUUAGUUACAAAGCACAAUGAAAUGUCUACAAAAAGUGUCGUUGUUUGCCCUAGGAUACAGAAGAAACUUGACAAAGAGAAGGAUUGGGCUUACAAAUGCACUGUAUACCCUUCAAGCAAUACACUAUUUCAAGUCAAGUACAUUGAUGAUGUUUCUGUUGAUAUCAAGCACAAAAGAUGUAGCUGCAGAAAAUGGGACUUAACUGGUAUACCAUGUCAACAUGUAUGUGCAGUUGCAGGUUUUCUUCAUAGAAAUGCUGAGGAGUUUGUUCAUCCUUCCUACACCAAGGACAUCUAUCUCAAGUCCUAUGAGUUUACAAUCCCACCAGUACCUUCAGAUAAGUACUGGCCAUCUAUUGAAUCACCCCUAGAACCUCCACCAGUCAAAGUUGGUCCUGGUAGACCAAAGAAAAACAGGAAGAAAGAUCCUCAUGAAGUCCCCAAAAAAGGUAAACUUAGUAGGCAUGGUAUGUUUAUGAGAUGUGGCAACUGCAAAGCAAAGGGACAUACUAGGAAAGCUUGUACUGAAGCCUCAGCAGAAUCAAGUAAGCAAACAAAGAAAAGGGGGAGGCCCAAAAAGAAUCAACUUGCUUCAUCGUCGGUCACAACAGUUGAAACUGGCAGUCAACAACAGUCUCAGCAUUCACUUGCAACUAAAAAAUCCAGGGGAAGACCAAGGAAGGCUGCAAAAACAACCCCAGAAGCUUAA
This is a messenger RNA of Helianthus annuus (common sunflower), 1614 nucleotides long. RefSeq lists its product as uncharacterized. Gene Ontology annotation, molecular function: zinc ion binding; DNA binding. The transcript is spliced from 3 exons. Bases 1 to 1614 code for a protein of 537 amino acids. The record is from RefSeq and is a predicted model, not a curated record. NCBI's taxonomy places the organism in Eukaryota, Viridiplantae, Streptophyta, Magnoliopsida, Asterales, Asteraceae.